AUGGUCGAAAGCGGAAGCUCCGAGUUAACACCUGGCAGUCAACGUUUCAACCUGAUCUCCAAGAGUGACAUUCGUUACGUCGGCACUCUCCACGAAAUCAACCCCGAUGCCUCGACGAUAGCUCUCGAGAACGUCAUGUCAUUUGGCAGUGAAGGGCGCCGUGGCAACCCUUCCACCGAGGUGCCGCCUUCUACCAGUGUUUACGAAUACAUUGUCUUCCGAGGAAGUGAUGUGAAGGACAUCAGUAUCGCUUCGGAGGAGCAAAAGGAGGCCCCGCAGCCAGAGGCCCCGCGGGUACCAGACGACCCAGCCAUCCUCGGAGUAAGUGACUUCGACCCUUUGGAACGACGAUACCAUCCCAUCACCACACAGCCUGGGCUCCGUGGAUUGAUCAAAUGA
Messenger RNA from Penicillium salamii, 399 nucleotides. The record is from the annotation of a GenBank genome assembly. NCBI's taxonomy places the organism in Eukaryota, Fungi, Ascomycota, Eurotiomycetes, Eurotiales, Aspergillaceae.